AUGAAUAAUCAAAGCCGAGGCCCGGCUAAGCGCAAAGUGAAGCCGGUUGAGCCACAAUCUCUGUUAGAUUUUGAUUUGGGUGAAGGUGAAAGCUCCGAUGACUCAGACUUUCGGAUAGAGGAUCAUCCAGAAGAAAGUGACGAUUACUCGAUAAACACUGAUGAUGAAGAGAAAAAGGCAGCUGCACAAAGUGAAUCCUCAGAGGAAUCAGGAUCUGAUGAUGAUGAAUUUAAAGGUUCUAACAAAAUAGGAGAAGACAAACCUGUGAACGAUGUUCUGGAAAAAGCAAAAAAGGAAUUUAAGUUUCCAGUUGAAUUGGCAAACCUGUUAAUAUGUGCGGGAUGCCUUGGAUCCAGAAGUGAUGAUUUCAACGAAAUAGUUGAAUGUGAUGGAUGUGGCGUAACUGUACAUGAAGGUUGUUAUGGAGUCUCAGACACAACCAGCGAGUCCAGUACAGUCAGUUCAGCCUCUACAGAACCAUGGUUCUGUGAGGCAUGCAAAGCAGGAGUAACUGACCCUAACUGCGAGCUCUGUCCAAACAAGGGUGGUAUUUUUAAAGAGACAGAAGUUGGAGCUUGGGUACAUUUAGUAUGUGCACUUUACGUACCUGGGGUGGCCUUUUCGGAGGUGGAACGUCUAUCCGGCGUGACGUUAUUCGAGAUGGCGUAUUCCCGAUGGGGGGCGCGUUCCUGCGCCCUGUGUGAGGAUGCGACACUAGCCCGUACUGGAGUAUGUGUCGGCUGCGACGCUGGACUCUGCAAGACUUUCUUCCAUGUCACCUGUGGUCAACGUUCAGGCUUGUUGGCUGAAGCUCACUCGGAGGAGGCUGAACAAGCUGAUCCAUUCUACGCUCACUGCAAGCUACAUUCUGAUAAAGCUCUAGUCAAAAAACGCAAGCGGAACUGGCUUGCUUUGCAGUUGAGAACGGAGAAAAGAAAACUGGAACUCCAAAAUAACCUAAGUACAGACGAGAAACUAAGGAUUCAACGUAAACUAGUGAAGUAUCGGAAGAAGUAUUUGAUUCAGAAAGAGAAUAGGAAUCCUCCAUGGGUACCAACUCAAAAAAUGGCGCGAUUGUUAUACAGUAGUGCGUCAGCUAUGCGGAAAUUUCAGAAAAAAGCCGAAUGCAUGGGCAUUGAUACACAUGCGUUGGAAUUUCAAGAUGCACAGAUGUCAGCACUAAAGGAUGUAUCCCGUCGAUGGCAUGUACCGCCAGCAUUCUCUGUCGAGUUUGUUGGCUACUACUUGGAAAGGAACACCAGAGUGUCAUCCCUCAGGCAGUCGCUUGAACGACUUACGAAGGAAAAUGAGAAGCUAUUGGAAGAUGAUGAUAAAUUACGCUUAGAUUAUGAUGAGGCGUCAAAAGAGAACACAGAAGCAUUAGCAACACUAACGUCGACGAGGCAGGCCCUACUGAAGUUGUAUGAAGUCAUAAUAGCUCUGUGUCCUAAGAUCACGUCACCUCCCAUCUUGGAAGACAAGCCUCUCGUCCCGCCCGAGCUGCCUCGCUCUACACCUAAAGUAACGCCGCAACAAUUACAGAAACGGUCAAUGUCUGUGCCAACUGCGGCUGCACUUAAGAUGGGCGUUGGUUUUCCUCUUAGCGACAACCCGGACGCUCGCCAAGGAAAAGUUUUAUCAACCUCUUUGGAAGCUGCGUCGGGCUCGCUGGCGGGGCGCGAGUGCGCGGCGUGCGGCCGCAGCUCGGAGCAACAUCUGAUGGCGGCGUGCGACACCUGCCAUCAACACUACCAUCUACACUGCCUCAAGCCGCCAUUGCAACGGCCGCCUAAGAAGAGCAAGCUUUACGGAUGGCAAUGCUCUGAAUGUGACAAGACCUCCGAUUCUGAACCUGAAGUGCUGGAAAAGAAAGUACCAAGGAGAUCGAGAAUUCGAUACAGUAAAGACGGUGCUAUCAUCACUGAACCACACAGCCCAGGCUCUCCACCCAAACCAGGCUCAGAGAAAUAUCCUAAAGUUGAGAAAACCAAGUUGGAGACACCCGAAAGUAUAUCUCCUAUUAAAGUAACCAUCAAACCGUUUGAAUUUAGCAGCGACGGUAAUGAGAGCUCCGAAAUUAAAGUGAAAAAAGAAAAGAAAAUAAAGAAGUCAAAACAGAGAGAACAUGCGUCAGCCUCCGCUGGAGAAGGGGAAUCUCCGAGCAAGAAGAUACACAAGCGAAGCUUUACUUCACCUACGUUGACAAAUACCCCAUUGAUGUCCAUCACUCCGAUUGUCGCUGAUAGUCCAAACGACUCGCAUAAUGAGAAUUCAAACGCUUCUACAAAUGUUGCAACUACCAAACGAGAGGAUAGCUUUUUGCCUCAGAACUUGUCGUUCUCAUCUCUUCUAGUGGAAGGCAAAGAAAGAGACAGCAAAGCCAUAGAGAGCUCAAUAGAAAGUACAUUAGCGAAUUUAUCGUCAGAUAUAGCAACUUACAAAGCGAAUAGGAAGCGGAGGAAAGAGAAGCAUAGAUCUAGAUAUUCCCCGGAUCUGUUGCGGUCACCUUCGAAAUCGCACAAACAUAAAAGGAAGAAGAAGACGCAAGAUUUGGAGAAUCCUGAUCCUCCGCAUCCUAGGAUCACUAUCAAGAUUAAGCCUAUUCCAAAGCCAGAUGGGUCUUUAGAUACGCAAAUGUUCUACGUUCCCACGGACAGCAACGAUGGUCCGCCACCUGCAGUAAUGAAGAAGUUAUCUAAGCAAGCGGAACAAGAAGCGGCGAAGCCCCCGCCAGCCCCCGUGGUGGAAGCUGAAGUCGCACCAGCGCCAGAAACUCCCGACACAGCUGCGCUUAAACCUGUGGAGAGUAAACCAGCCGAAUUGAUUGAACCUAAACCAAAGAGAAGUCGUGCCGAGCGAUCACGUCGAGGCGGGUCGGGUGUGAGCAACACUAGCGCGGCCGCGGCGGCGACACCGCUCACACAUUGCGAUGUCUGUAUGGAAGCUGGGGACGGUACCAAUCUCGUAAGAUGUGACGAAUGUGCCAAACGCUACCACUUCACGUGUUUGGAGCCGCCAUUGAACAAGAAUCCCAAGAAACGCGGCUACUCCUGGCAUUGCGCGGACUGCGAUCCGACGGAUAUCGAAGAAAACAACUGA
Spodoptera littoralis (African cotton leafworm) is the source of this 3099-nucleotide messenger RNA. NCBI's taxonomy places the organism in Eukaryota, Metazoa, Arthropoda, Insecta, Lepidoptera, Noctuidae. The record is from the annotation of a GenBank genome assembly.